Molecule: messenger RNA, 1110 nt
Organism: Cordyceps fumosorosea ARSEF 2679
Lineage: Eukaryota; Fungi; Ascomycota; Sordariomycetes; Hypocreales; Cordycipitaceae
Exons: 1
Coding region: 1-1110 (369 amino acids)
Source: RefSeq, a predicted model, not a curated record
AUGGCUGCCAAGGUCGCUCUUCUACUUCUACUCUGCCUAUAUGGAAGUCUUGCUGCAUUGGCCUCUGCUCACGACACCGGUGUACCAAGUCAUAGGCAUGGGCCGCACUUUGAGGAAUGGUGCAAGCCAAGCGAGGCGUGCAGCGUCAACGCCACCAUGGCGGGCACCAUCAAGUUGAAAGACAGGGAUUUCAACUUCCUCUGCGACUCAUUUGUCGACAUCAAGGCCGUCAUGGGACCGGCUGCCGGUCCAGUCGCGUGUGCCGAAGCAUGCGUGCAGAACAGCGACUGCAUGGGCGCCGGCUGGGACACCACCCGCGCGUGCUCGUGCUACCACUACGUCACCAAGCAUCGUCAGGGCGCCAUGUGGAUGAAUCCCAUCCUGUACGAGGAGCAGACCUCGGACAUUGCCGGCACGCCCCCGGCCACCGUCGGGCCUUCGACCGCGGCCACCAGCACCGCCGCCGACGCCGCGACGCACCCGCCCUACAUGGACGCGCUCGGCUCCGCGCUCUCCAGCGUGUCUUCCAGCCUCGAGGCCGCCGCCCAGGCGUCCUGCACCUCGCAGCUGUCCUCGUCCGCCCAGGUCGCGGAGACGUCGUGCCAGGCGCGCGUCACCUCGGAGCUGGCCGGCUCCGUGGCCGCCAUCUCGAGCGCGGCGGCCACGUCGUGCCGGGCGCGCAUCACGUCCGAGGUGGCGGGCUCGGCCGCGUGCGAGGCGCGCGUGUCCACGGCGGCGGCCAACGCGGCCUCGAGCGCCUCCUCGAGCGUCCAGGGCGCCGACAGGGCGUCGUGCAACGCCGCCAUGGCCGCUGCCCAGGCAUCCGCCCAGACGUCCUGCGACGCCCGCGUGGCCUCGACCGUGUCGAGUGUCGCGACCAGCGCGGCCUCGGCGCUGACGGGCGCGGUGGCCAGCGCCCAGGCGGCGGCGUCGACGUCGUGCAACUCGGCCAUCACCGCGACGGCGGAGUCGGCCAGGGCCUCGGCCGACGUGGCCUGUCGGGAGACGGCGGUGCCCAGUGCGGUGGCGUCGGUGCAGACGUCCUGCUCGACCCAGAUUGCCUCGUUAGCCAGCGUGGCAUCGUCCUGGUCUAGCAAGUGCAGCAAGUGA